Molecule: messenger RNA, 3238 nt
Organism: Ahaetulla prasina
Lineage: Eukaryota; Metazoa; Chordata; Lepidosauria; Squamata; Colubridae
Product: cytochrome P450 2J5-like
Exons: 9
Coding region: 553-2031 (492 amino acids)
Biological process (GO): xenobiotic metabolic process; arachidonate metabolic process
Cellular component (GO): cytoplasm; intracellular membrane-bounded organelle
Molecular function (GO): iron ion binding; heme binding; oxidoreductase activity, acting on paired donors, with incorporation or reduction of molecular oxygen, reduced flavin or flavoprotein as one donor, and incorporation of one atom of oxygen
Source: RefSeq, a predicted model, not a curated record
GCUGCACAGCAACCAGAGAUGGUUCUCCACAGUACAAAGACCUUCAUGAAGACGUUCCCUUAUUUGUAAGCAAAGUUGAGUGAGCUUUUUUUUUAUAAUAAUGUCCCAAUUCUGGGCUUACAUGAGUAUGCACGAGACAUAAUCCUGGACUAGCUAAUAUCUCUCUGGCCCAACAAGAUUCUCCUUUAUAUUCAGAUAGAUUUCACGGACAUGUGGUACGGUAUGAGUUUAAAAUAAUUUUGGCAUGCUGUCAAUGUUUGGGACAAAAUGGAUUACGCAGCUCUUGAUUGUGUGUGUUUUUUUUUUUUUAAAAAACUCUUCCUCUGUUAUUUGUGUGGCACAUGGUCAGAGGCAACCUCAUUAACCCGGAUUAAUGUGAUAGUAUCUUCUUGACCAAGUUCCAUCACUAAUGAGACAGAUCAUCAAAAGACAUGCUGCUAUUAGUUUCCCAUCAAUGGACUAUAUAAUAGACGAAGAAAAGAAAAAAGCAUCAGACAAAAGGAUACAGCCAUCUUCAGAUCCACCAGUGAGCAUCAAAGAAAAAGCAGGAAAAUGAUGGUGACGUGGAUAUUUUUGUGUUUUAUGUUGCUUGCUCUGCUGAUUCUCUUCUUCCUGAAACAACUCUGGUCCCGAAGACAUUUGCCUCCUGGUCCUUUGGCUCUACCUCUCAUUGGGUCUGCCUUGGCAAGUGGGUUUUGGUUCCGUGAAGAUUACUUCCUCAAGCCUGCAAAACAAUAUGGAAAUAUAUACUCUUUGUGGCUUGGGCCUCGCCUUCUAGUAGUGUUGUCUGGAUUCAAAACUGUGAAAGAAGUGAUGACCAGCUUCCCAGAAGAAUUCUCUGAUCGACCAGAGUAUGCGUUCUUGAGUACUACAGAGGAAGGAAGGGGAAUUAUUAAUUCCAAUGGUCACCUUUGGAAACAACAGCGACACAUCGGCAUCAGUUCUCUGCGGAUGUUAGGGCUGGGCAAGAAAAGCAUCGAGCAUCAAAUAGAAGAUGGAGCUCAGACAUUGGUGGAGAUCUUUAGACAAACAAAAGGACAACCCUUUGACCCAUCCCUUCCAGUAAUAAAUGCAGUUUCUAAUGUGAUAUGUGCUUUGAGUUUUGGACAUCAGUUUGCUCCUGACGAUGAAAACUUCCAGAAGUUAAUUCAAGCCCUUGAAACUCUGGUGAAAUUCUCUGGUGGCUUUUUUCAUCUGCUGUUCAUUGUGUUCCGACGAUUAAUGAGCUACCUUCCAGGCCCGCACAAGGAGGCCUUGGCUUCUAUAGAGGUGAUCACUUCUUUUGCAAAGCAGGAAAUCGAGAAACACAAGGAAUCCAGCGCUCUGCAUGAGCCCCAAGAUUUCAUUGAUCACUAUCUUCUUCAGAUUGACAAGAGCAGGAAUGACCCCGAAUCGACCUAUAAGGAAGAGAACCUGGCUCUGUGUAUUUUUGAUUUUUUUAUUGCUGGAACAGAGACAACCGUGAUUACUCUGAUGUGGGCACUUCUCCUCUUGACCAAUCAUCCCAACAUCCAAGAGAAAGUCCAGAAGGAGAUUAAAGAGGUGUUUGACAUCUCACGGUCAAUUUCCUAUCAGGAUCGGAAGAAGCUGCCCUACACCAAUGCUGUGAUUCAUGAAAUACAGCGUCUAAAGUACGUCUUGUUAGCUGGGGCUCCCAGGCAAAGUACAAAGGAUGUGAAGGUCAGGGGUUACCACAUUCCACAGGGGAGCAUUAUUUGGCCGGACCUGCGCUCGGUUCUUCUUGAUCCCAAACAAUGGGAGACACCUGAAGAAUUCAACCCAAAUCACUUUUUAGAUAAGGAUGGGAAGUUCCUUGAACGGGAAGAGUUUCUGCCCUUCGGAAUAGGUCAACGUAUAUGUGUGGGAGAGCUGCUGGCAAGAAUUGAGAUCUUCAUCUUUCUGACCAGCUUGUUGAGGGCCUUUAGCUUCCAGUUGCCUGAAGGAGUGAAACAACUCAACGAAGCACCUGUUGUAAAAGUGGCAAUGCCACCACACCCUUACAAACUGUGUGCUAUUCCCACAAAGGCUUAAACUUAAACACCAUAAAAAAGCAUACAAUUAUUAAAUUUUAAAUUAUUAAAGAGUAGCUAUUAUGAUAAAUGUUACCUCUAUGCAUCUAUUCACUUAAUAUUGUGCUUUACUUCUAUUUAGUCAGUAGCGAAACCUGUUCAAUAUAUCACAAAACAUACCUAACAAGAUCAAUCAAAGACUAGGAAACUGUGUAUGAAAAAUGUGCUUUUCAAUUGUUUAACCUUAGUUUCCUUUGGGUAUUCAAAAAAUGUAUUACUUUCCAUUUAGUCUUGGUAUCUAUUUUCACUUUUAAUAAAUUUAUCCCAUGGACUUCACAUUCUCUAGCCAGAGCAAACCUCAGAGAUAAUCCAAAAGGAUACCAUGCUUGAAGCAAUGAAACGCUGCUGGAAGGCUUAACAGAAGAAGAAAGGGGCUUCUAUCUACCCACAUUCCAGGGCAGAACAUCCACAAGAUCAACCAAUGCAUUUUUUAUUCCAUACUUAGGUCUGAAUGUAGACUGGAUCCAAAUGCUUCAUCUAGAGCCCUCUCUAGUUAUAGUCUAAUCACUUUCUAUAGAAAACAUUUUUCCCAAUAUUGCUCCCCUUGUAUUUUCUGGCAAUUCCUUUCCCAGAAUUGUCCGAUUAUUCAAAAUCUUUGUCUGAAUCAAUGCAAAGAAAGAGGUCCUUUGGGGUUAAUCCUGCCUAUUCUCUUUUUUAUCCCUGUAUUUUGGAGAAGAUUCCCAACAGAAGGGCUUGCCAGGCUUCUGGGACCUUUCCCUAAGUGCUUCUUCCUGAAAACCAGCUACAUCUGAAUGAUGCAAUCUAAAUAGAGUGAUCUAAAUAGAUUUAAAUAGAUCCAAAUAGCUAUCUUCUAUAAAAAGCCCCUAUAUCUAAAAAAUAUUCAAGUUACACAAGAACUUGCUCUUCCUGAUACCAUCGCCGUGAGCUGAAAACGCAUUUAUUUAUUCAAGCGGGACUGGCAUAAUAUUUUUAAUAUCUUAAAUUUUAACUGGGGUUUUAUUAUUAUAUGUUUUAUAAUUUUAAAUUUUAAACUUUUAAAUGUGGCCAUUUUUUCUAAUAUGCUCGGUUUUAAAUUGUCGUUUUAAUUGUACAUUUUUGUGUUUUUUAUCUUUUGGCUGUACACCGCCCUGAGUCCUUUGGGAGAAGGGCGGUAUAAAAAUUUAAUAAAUAAAUAAAUAAAUAAAUAAAUAAAUAAAUAAAUAAAUAAA